AUGUCGGCAUAUGAGACCCCUGGAGCUAGUGCAAAAGAUUGCCUUGCGGUGUACACAAUGCUUAUGAAUAUGCAAGACCUCAGCUUUAACAACUUGGAGGGAGAAAUUCCGAAUCUUGUAGACCUGGUGCAUCUGGAAAGGUGCUACCUGACCAGCAACUUGCUUACUGGGAAUAUUCCGGAUUGGAUCAAGAGCAGAGAUACUGGAGUCCACACAGAUCUUUCUUACAACAACUUUUCUGAGAGCUCCGCACCACCUGGCUGUCCGGAAAACUUAAACUUGUUCAGAAGCUUCUCUGGAAAGAAAGUGGAAUCUGGUCAUUGCCUGACACGCUUUCCUUGUACAAAAGAUUGGUAUGAAAUUCAUAUAAAUUGCGGUGGGGGAAGUACCAUGAUCGGAAACACUGUUUAUGAAGCAGAUAAUGAAACAAGAAAUUCGGCAAAAUUUUCUCCACAGAAGGAGAGUUGGGGCACUAGCAUCACAGGAAACUUCUGGGAUCUUUCCAAUAUAACCCUGGAUGAUUAUACUGCAAGAAAUGUAUCAGUUCUCAGUGUGAAAAAUUCUGAGCUGUACACAGAAGCUCGCCUCUCUCCAUUAUCUGUCUCUUAUUACGGGCGUUGCUUAGCAAAUGGGAAGUAUAAUGUAACACUUCACUUUGCUGAAAUAAUUUUCAGACACAAUCGGUCUUACCAGAGUCUUGGAAGACGGAUGUUUGAUGUUUAUAUCCAGGAUGAAAAGGUUUUGGAGGACUUCGAUAUUGAACAUGUAGCAGGAGGGGUUGAUAAGGCAGUAACACAGACAUAUCAAACAGUUGUAAAGGAUAAAACUUUAGAUAUUCGCUUUCAUUGGGCUGGGAAAGGGACAUCAGCUAUCCCUAGGAGAGGAAUGAAUGGCCCUCUGAUAUCUGCUAUUUCUAUGAAAGCUAAUUUCAAGCCUCCACCUGAUGGAAAAACGAAGGUAUUCAUUGCAGUUGGAGUCGCAGCUUUGGUAUUAUGUAUAAUUCUCACAGUUCUCCUUAUUCUUUGGUGGAAAGGCUGUAUGGGAGGCAGCAACUCAAGGGAACAAGGUGGUGAAGCUCUACUGCAUGAGUUUUAA
Ilex paraguariensis (yerba mate) is the source of this 1095-nucleotide messenger RNA. NCBI's taxonomy places the organism in Eukaryota, Viridiplantae, Streptophyta, Magnoliopsida, Aquifoliales, Aquifoliaceae. The record is from the annotation of a GenBank genome assembly.